Messenger RNA from Bufo gargarizans (Asiatic toad), 3284 nucleotides. RefSeq names its product serine peptidase inhibitor, Kunitz type 2 (gene SPINT2). The transcript is spliced from 8 exons. The record is from RefSeq and is a predicted model, not a curated record. Lineage: Eukaryota; Metazoa; Chordata; Amphibia; Anura; Bufonidae. The coding region runs from base 251 to 1441 and encodes 396 amino acids. Gene Ontology annotation, molecular function: serine-type endopeptidase inhibitor activity.
AGGCGAGGUAGCGCGGGUCGGGACUCACCUGGAGUGGGCGUUGCGAGGCGCUGGUUAAAGUCAGGCUGCCGGGGGCGGGGCUUAGUAAGGAAACACAGCCGCCCGGGGUCCGACGCUUGCAGUGACUGACUCGCAGGGACAAGUAGUGAUACCGUGCAGUUUGGGCUUCCGCGGAUCACGUGAUCAGGAGCGAGUGACGCAGUUUUUACGGCAAACGGUAACCCCGCUAAGGCGGAGAGUAGACACAGCGAUGGCGGCUUGGCUCCGCGGGCUCCUCGUCCUCCUAAUUCCCUUAGCUUUGGCGGACACCGAGCUGCCCUGUGACGGUUACGAGGUGGUGGAGGGUUUCGGUCUGGAGGAUGUAGAGGCGCCCUCUCAGUUUGGAGUGAAGCUGCUGGAGCCCGCUGAGGAGGUGGAGGACGAGCGGACGUGCUGGAGCCGCUGCUGUGACAACAAAGCCUGUGACCUGGCCUCGGUGUCCGCCGGCAAGUGCUACCUGAUCCGGUGUAACGUCGUAGGCUUCGACAUGUCCGGCCUGACUCAGAUGGAGGGCGCUAGGACCUACAAGAAGCAGAACCUCGGGGUCCAGCCCACACAGGAAGAUUUCUGCCUGCCAGAAAAGAAAACCGGAGAUUGCCGAGCAUUUUUCACAAGAUGGUGGUACAAUGCCGAGACUGAGACCUGUCAGAACUUCACCUACGGAGGUUGUCCUGUAAACCUGAACAACCAUAUGGGAGAGGAAGAAUGUAUGCAGAAAUGUCAAGGUUUAAGAGCUGUGAAGGUCAGGAAUGCUGAAGCGCCCAGUAAACGUAUGGUGUCCGCCCUGUCUGUUCCAGACUACUGUUCGGGGUCCGGUGUGACUGGCAACUGCCGAGCUUCUUUCCCUCGUUGGUAUUUUGACGCAGAAUCCAUGUCCUGCCAGCAGUUCACCUACGGCGGCUGCGGAGGCUCCAAAAACAACCACCUGUCUGAGCAAGAGUGCAUGGCCAAAUGCGUGGGACCAAAACCAGAACCUGAGAAAGUUCACGCUCCCAAAAAAGGAGAUUUUGCAGAGUACUGCGCUGCAUCUUAUUUUACUGGACCUUGCCGUGCUGCCUUCAAGAGGUGGUUCUAUGACCCUACAUCAAGCUCAUGCAAAACGUUUGUGUAUGGCGGCUGCGGUUCCAAAAGCAAUAACUACCUCAAUGAGGCUGACUGUAUGGACAUGUGCUCAGGACGCACAGAAGACGAAGACUUUGCCGAUCACAGCGUCAUGCAUCGCUCUGUGACUGCUGUGGUGCUGCCCAUCCUGCUUGCCCUCCUGGCUGCCACAUUGGUUGGCAUCAUGAUCCUGUUCUUCGUGAAGGUGGCAAGGAAGAAUCAAGAGACUGCAGGUUUCCGAGCCAUGUGGAACCCCAUUGAUGACAAGGAGUGCCUUAUGAACAGCGCAUACACCCUUUAAGAGAGUAAAAAAAUAAAAUCUAAAAGUAUGAACACUCCGUUUUAUACCAAGGCCUAUAAUAAAACUCCUAUGCUACUGCUAACAUAUCUCACUUGGUUCUAAUUGGAACUCCUCGGGGACCAAGGUUUCCAGCAAAAGAAUUUACAUUUUCCCUUCAGUAACAAAACCAGAAAUCAUUACUUGCCUUCAGUUACAUUUUAGAGCGGACUCCUCAGUGAAAUGUAAUGUAUAUUCUAUUUUACAGAUAUAGAAAUUUUCUUAUCGGUAGUUUUAGCUGAACAAUAAGUUGUAUUUUACGGUACUUGAUUUACUGGUUUCCUGAACUCUAAUGACAUGUAUGUAGCUUUUUAAGGUUUCUUUAGAUAGAUCUUCUCCUCAAUUGUCACUCCGUUCCUUGGGAGUAGGAUCUCUUCAGAGCAGGUGUAUAAGCCCUGUAUGUUCUGGAAGAUAUGUAGGCCGCAGGUUCUAGUGAGCUGGUAUUCUGCAUGCAGUUGGGUAAGGGUGCCUUCAAACGCUGCAGAUUUUGUUGCAGAAAUUUCCGCGACUGAAACGUAGGGAGUGAUGAGUAUCUUCCAGACCCCUAUGGUUCUGCUUGGACAAGAUGUGAUAAUCACAUUUACUCUGUUCUCACCAUAGACUCUGGUCUAGAAGUUAGCAGUGUCUGACUACUCUGUGGGAUCUCACGUUGGAAUGUACUUGAGUUUUAGGUGGGCUAUGUGGGCUUGUGUGGUAAUGGUCAACUAGACCUGGACUCUGGACAAGAAGUCAGGACUUCUUGGACAUGUGUUUGCAACUUGAAGCCACAUUCUCUGUAACCUAUACACUUACUGAAGGGAAUGGUACUUUACUAAACUGUGAUCAGAUGACCUGUUGUAUAUAGUACUACAGUUUUUAAUCGGGGUUGUACAUUACACAUAAGUAUAGAACAAAGGGCGUGGUUGGUAAUCUCUAUUCCUGACCCCUGUAUGAUUAGCGGCUGCAUCUGUCCACUUAAUAAUAGUCAUGACUUAAAGGCACCUUCGGGCAGUUUUUUUUUUUUUUUUAUGAUUGCAUUUUAUUCUGAUCUCCUGACCUCAUAAACAUGCAUUAUAGCUCAACUAUUAAAUUGGUAACAAUAUGGCUUAAAUGAGUGUUUGAGGUCAGGAGAUCAGACAUAAGAGCUACACAUGAGCUGUCAGUUGUUGGGACUGAAAAAGUAAUACUCUCAAAAAUGGCUGAAUAUUUUUAAUAAAGACGAAUUUUGUAUUUUAUAGCCCAAAAUGAGUAAACUGUAAUCCUAAAACAAACUGCCCCGAAGGUGUCCAUAGCCUUCAAAGGGGUUGUGCCAAGUUUUGGUAUCCCACUAUCUACACGAUAGGGGAGAUAACUAACUGAUCAUUGUGGGUUUGACCACUGGGCCUGGCACUACGCCUGAGAACAAGGGUCCCAUAGCUCUGUCCUGAUGCUCCAUGCCACUCCAUUCAUUCUCUAUGGGACUGCUGGAGAUGGCAGAGUCAAGCACUCGUCAAUCUCCCGCUUUCCCAAACAGAUUGAUUAGAGCGCUGCAAUACAUGCAUGACCUGCCGCUUCAUCAGGAAUCCUAUUCUCGGGAUCAGCAAUCAGGGGAUAACUUAAAAACUUGGCAUGACCCUUUUAAUGUAGGACAUUGCCUCCUGAAUCACUCCACCCUCUCUCUACUACUUGACUGUUCCUACAAGUAAAUCUGCACAGUAGUUUUAAGAGUUUUCUUUAAAUGUCUAAGGUUUUUGUUUUUUUGUUAUAAAAUUUUCUGUUUUUAUUAAAUCGGACAUCUGUUUUCUGAGCCUUUCUUUAUAAGCUUUGAAUAAAAUCUUUACAUACAGAA